Messenger RNA from Pungitius pungitius (ninespine stickleback), 6240 nucleotides. RefSeq names its product lysine-specific demethylase 4A. Gene Ontology annotation, molecular function: histone H3K9 demethylase activity; histone H3K36 demethylase activity. NCBI's taxonomy places the organism in Eukaryota, Metazoa, Chordata, Actinopteri, Perciformes, Gasterosteidae. Gene Ontology annotation, cellular component: chromatin; nucleus. The record is from RefSeq and is a predicted model, not a curated record. The transcript has 22 exons. Bases 147 to 3329 code for a protein of 1060 amino acids. Gene Ontology annotation, biological process: chromatin remodeling; regulation of gene expression.
AACACACACUGAGCAUGCGUCGUCGGAAUAAUGGAGGACUGUCUUUUCCACCCGGACUGAUGAUGUCUGUACUUCUACUCUACUACCUGCUCUGAAAGAAAAAAACAAAACAAAACUUCCUUCAGCUUGUAGUUGGAAAACCCAAGAUGACAGACACACCGGCUCAGAGCAUGGGUUCCAGGGUAAUGACUUUCACCCCCUCCAAGGAGGAGUUCAAGGACUUCAGCCGCUACAUUGCCUAUAUGGAGUCACAAGGAGCCCACAAAGCUGGAAUGUCUAAAGUUAUCCCACCCAAAGACUGGAAACCCAGAAAGACUUAUAACGAUAUUGAUGACCUGGUGAUCCCCGCUCCCAUUCAGCAGGUAGUGACCGGCCAGUCGGGGUUGUUCACCCAAUACAACAUCCAGAAGAAGCCCAUGACUGUCCUCGAGUUUCGCAAGACCUCCAAUAUGGAAAAGUUCUGCAAUCCCAGAUACGUGGAUUUCGACGAGCUGGAGAGGAAGUUUUGGAAGAACCUGACCUUUAACCCACCCCUUUAUGGAGCCGAUGUCAGUGGGACCCUGUACGACCCAGAUGUCGCUGAAUGGAACAUCGGCCGCCUCAACACCAUUCUGGACACGGUGGAGAACGAGAGCGGGAUCAAGAUCAAAGGAGUCAACACACCUUACCUGUACUUUGGGAUGUGGAAGAGUGCCUUUCCAUGGCACACAGAGGACAUGGAUCUGUACAGCAUCAACUACCUGCACUUUGGAGAGCCAAAGACCUGGUACGUCGUCCCACCAGAGCAUGGGAAACGACUGGAACGACUUGCCAAAGGUUUCUUUCCAGGGAAUGCUCAGGGCUGUGAAGCCUUCCUGCGCCAUAAGAUGACUUUAAUUUCACCCUCAAUUCUGAAGAAAUUUGGGAUACCAUUCGAGAAGGUCACUCAGGAGGCCGGGCAGUUUGUCGUGACGUUCCCAUUCGGUUACCAUGCUGGAUUCAACCACGGCUUCAACUGUGCAGAGUCGACCAACUUUGCCACCCAGCGAUGGAUUGAUUACGGCAAACAGGCGACACUGUGUUCCUGCCGUCAAGACAUGGUGAAGAUCUCUAUGGAUGUGUUUGUCCGCAAAUUUCAGCCCGACCGCUACAAGCUGUGGAAGGCCGGCAAAGACAACGCUGCCAUCGACCACUCCAAAGUCAUGCCGGAGCCUGCUGAGCUCCCAAGAGAAGAGAAGAGCGAGCCUCCCAAAAAACUCCCCAAAGAGCCUCCGAGGGAGGCUGGAUCAGAGGAGCCCGCUACUCCUGACCAGGAGGACAAAAGUCCGAAUCCUCAGACCGGAACAAAGCGUCAGUUCCAUGCUACCGAAGCCUCCGGAGACAUCAGAGCUGAGGUGCCUGUCAAGGAGACUGCGAUGGAAGGGGUGGAGCCAAAGAAGGCAAGGCUGUCACGCACAGACUCUCCAACAAAAGUCAAGCCAGACAAAGACACAGUGAAAGUAAAGACCGAGCCCAAGAAGGACAAAGACCCCAGGUCUCCGACUAAAUCUCCGUCCAAAGCCAGCACUAAGAAAACCUCAAACAGACAAAGUGCAUCAAAGAAAGAGAAGAACGGCCUGUUGGCUGCAUGUCCUCCUGAGCCAGCCGUGAGCCGGCCGCUGCAUUCGUUCUCCGAAGAGGAGGAGGAGGAGGAGGAGCAGGAACAGAAGCCGCAGCCUCAGCUGAGCAGCAGCUGCAGCCCGGCGCAUAAGCGCUUCCAGACGACGAUGAGCCCAGCGGACGUCCUGCAUGUUCAUAGUUACGCUAAAGGAGACUACGGAGAAGGAGAAGCUCCCCCCAUGAAGGACGACAAGAGUGACGGCAGUGAUGUUGAGACAGAGCUAGACAGCAGACAUGUUACCAAAGCACAGAUAGCAGAAGAGUCUGCCGGAGAAGGAGACCCAGGCAGUGAUCUAGGACAACUUCCAGGCCACCAUCCCCUCAUAAAGGACUGUAUGAGUGAUGAAGAGGCCACGGAGGAGGCCCCCCCAGCAGAGGAGGGUGCUUUGGAAGGGGAGAGCUGGACUAAACCUCUGGCUCACCUGUGGCAGAACAGACCUCCCAACCUGAAGAAAGAGAGAGUGUAUAACCAGUGCAUGGGAUCCAAAGCUCCGUAUUGCUGCAUCUGCACGCUCUUCCACACAUACCAGCAGACUGAAUGUGUGAGCAGAGACAGUCCUGUCAUGUUGGCCGGUGGGAGAAUGCGGACCAAGCCUCUGAUCCCGGAGAUGUGCUUCACCACCACCACAGAGGAGGACUCUGAGUGUGAGGAGCAGCGCGUCACACCUCACCUGGAGGAAGACGGAACCAGCCUCCUCAUCAGCUGCUCACAGUGCAGUAUCCGGGUCCACACCAGCUGUUACGGUGUAGAUCCUGCCAGUGUGAGCAAGGAGUGGAAAUGUGUGCGCUGCAAGGCCAACGCCAUGAAUGAGAAUUGCUGUUUGUGUUUGCUUAGAGGUGGAGCCUUGCAAAAAGCCAACAACAACAAGUGGGUACAUGUGCUGUGUGCAGUGGCUGUGCUGGAGGCACGCUUUGUCAACAUCACUGAAAGAAGUCCUGUGGACUUAAGUGGAAUCCCUUUGCAGAGAUUUAAACUGAAAUGUUACUACUGCAAGAAGAGGAUGAAGAAGGCGUCCGGCUGUUGCGUGCAGUGCUCCCACGGCCGCUGUCCCACCGCUUACCACCCCACCUGUGCCCAGGCCGCAGGAGUCCUCAUGCAGCCCGACGAGUGGCCCUUUGUGGUGCACGUCACCUGCUGUCGACACAAGGGCCCCACUCAGAUAGAGCGCAACAAAGCCACCAUGCACGAACUGACGGUGGGUCAGAAGGUGAUAUGCAAGCACAAGAAUGGCCGCUACUACCAGUGUGAUGUGGUGCAGCUGUCCAAGGAGACCUUCUACGAGGUGAACUUCGACGACGGCUCCUUCAGCGACAAUCUCUUCCCCGAAGACAUAGUUAGCCGAGACUGUGCUCAGCUUGGACCGCCACCCAAAGGUGAUGUGGUCCAGGUGAGAUGGACGGACAGCCUGGUGUACGGGGCCAAAUUUGUGGCAGCGCAUGCUAUCCACAUGUACCUGGUGGAAUUCGAGGAUGGGUCGCAGCUAACAGCCAAGAGAGAUGACGUCUACGCUCUGGACGAGGAGCUCCCUAAGAGAGUCAAAUCAAGACUGUCUAAAGCUUCAGACAUGCGAUUUGAUGGCAUCUUUGAAGGGAAGGAGAUCAUCAAGCAGUCAAAGAGGCAGAGAGUGAUCAACUCACGUUACAGGGGGGACUACAUAGAGCCUGUGAUCUACAGAGCCAUCAUGGAGUAGCUUCUGCUCACACACACACACACCAGCACUGACAGACUGAACGGCGCUCAAUGUAACCUUAACGUAGCAGCUAGCCACUGAGAGUGUAGCUCCAGAUGACUUGUGACUGUUCUCCUUUUUCUUUUGUCUCUCAUUCAUCUAACUAUGACAGUUAAUUGACAGCACCCAAAGAUAAAGCAGGAUUUGUAAUUCUUUUGUCCCCAAAAAGGAUUAACGGCAUCCCGCCCUGGCAUUACAUAAAAUGACAAAAGACAGAUACAAUUAAGAAGCAAAAACAUUUAGAUUUUAAUGUGAAAUUAACUGCUCUUAACUAAAUUCAAUUAAAUCUGCAGCGUACUUAUUUAGAAUUAAAUAUCGUAUCUCCAUUUUUAUUUCUAUCAGAGCUCGACAGGUAUCAGCUUCAGAUGGGUUUUUUUCCAGCUUGGCUAAAUAAAAACUUUCAAACUAACAUCCUUAUUGCAAUUAUUCUUUGAUUCCUGUUUUUUACUUUUUAUUUGACUAAUUUAUUAAUUCCAUCUAAAGACCUCCCCUGAUACCUGUCAGGCUCUGUAUUCUCAGCAGGCUAAAUCUGCUAUGAAUAUCACCAUGUGAUCUUUAAUUUUAGAGGAAGUCCUAAAAACUAGAUAUUGACAAAAAGCCCGUCUCCAGGCUGGAGUUUCAAUUUUACAGAAUGAUGGAUGGCCCUCAAUGUGUAGAACUACAGGGUGGAUUACCAUUAGCUGGCUUCCCUAAAUUAGCUUCACCCUAUUUUGCUGUAUCUACUUUAUUCAAAUAAAAUAAGAGUAGACCCAAUCCUAUCACUAGACGAGUAUAACCGUAAAGCACGCUGGAGUCAGCUAGCUGAGAGUUAGCUUUGGAGUUAGCUUUUUGUAAAACAAACAGAAAUCCGCAUUUUCUGUUGUGCUGAUGAAAACGGACAGAAAGCAGUAUAAUUUCCCAUUUUAUAUUCCUGGUGCUCCUGCCCACCGUCAGAGCAAAACAUUCCUUUACAUUUUAUACAAGCAAACCAACAAGAGCCCACCAUAGGAAAAUAGUGCUGUAUCCAACACAAAAGGGUACUAAAUGUGUCGGUAGCAUAGCUCUAUGCUAACGCUAUAAUUAUCAAUGACCUCCUCAACAAAUCCUUUUAAUCCCCUUUUAACAAUGGGAUUAUUCCCAUCCACCCUUCAUGAAAUAGUACCUGACCAUUUCUUGAAAGAAUUAAUCGUGUUUCUAAAGUACCAAUACCAAAUCCAUUCUUCUUUUGAUACUUUAAUAAAAUUGUAGAUUUUUACAUUUUUAAGGUUUUUUACAGCUGUGUGCAUGUGAAAAUACAGAAACACAAACAUAGGAUCAUUGAAAAGGUAAUCAUUUCAAUUUCUUUCUGAAACUAUCCGAUUAAAGAGGGCAGAGACAUGUCUGACCAGAUAGUCACGACAGCUCUUCAGUGAUCGGUGAUAAAGGACACAUUUUGGUUUGUACCCAAAGAAAUUCUGCACAACUAGCAUCUUUUGUUGAUCGGCCGGACAUGCUUUCAAUUCAUGACCUCUAUCACUGUAGAGUCACAGAAUAAUUCUUAAAUAAUAAUUCUCCCCUUUUCUCCGGGUUUGCAACUCGACCAUAAAACUGUGUUUUACAAUAUAUGAGUUGAGCUGAUUCUAGAUUGUACGGUGUAAAAAUCAAUUCAUUUGAAUGCUUAGUAUUGGACAUAUUCAGCUCCCGAGUGGGUUAUGACAUGAAAACGUUAUUACAGAAUAGUUCUGUUGUCUAAAAUAACAAUAACUUCACACAUGCGCAAGUAGAAGCAUGUACCACACCAUUCAACAUGAUUGUGACAAAUGGAUAUAAAAAGAGUAUAAAUAAUAUAAAUUUGGAAUAUUUCAUGUCAUUUAAUUCUGAUUCUUCUCUCAGCUCGAACUCCAUUCCUUUACCUUUUGAUUUAGACAAAGUGGGUGGGGCUUGUUCUAACCUGCCUAUUUAUUAAGGUGCUUUGAGAAGGUCACCACUGCCGAGGUUGAGGUUGAUGAUGUGGGCUUUAUUUUUUUUACAAUACAGACACAUUUUAAAGAACCGGUUCAGAUUUAUAACAGCGUUGUUUACCCAACUGUUCCCUCGCUCUCCUACUGAAAGUUGUGCAUUGCACUUUUAUUUAAGUUGUUUUUGAGGACGCUGGAAUUUUUUUUUACUUGAUGCCAUUGUGUAUUUGUAAAAGAAAGAGAAUGUUAACCGUAGGUUUGUAAAAUGUCUUACGGAUUGAGCGGCCUUUGAGCUCUUUGGUCUCAUUGCACUAGUUACCAGGACAUGGUGGGCUUGUGAGACACAGAGGAAUGGACCUUUUCCAGUUCAAGGACUCUGCUUUCAUCAGUCCAGUGGAGAAUGAAUUUAUUAUAUUCAUAAAGUAUUAAGAGAGUUGUACAUGGGGAGGGGGAUUUUCUAUUCUAUUUUACUGCGUUGUUUUGUAAAACAUGUUCUAUCUGUAUCUUUCACAGAAACCUGUCAAGUGUGAAUGUCAUGUAGUCUAUUUCAAGCGGAUUCGUGUUGCCCAGGAGAUGAGCUGUCUUUUCUCCUUGUCUCCUCCUGAGGAGAAUAAACUGAAGGAAUUUGUCAAAUGAAUUGGUUUGUUUCAGUAAAGAAAUGUUUUCUUCCAAUGCUAUUUGCCUGUCUCCACUCUCAAUGUCAUUUGAUUUUGCCAUAAUUUUCCUCUCUCAAUUGUGAAUCUAUUAGAUUUUGGUGGUCAUUGGGACCUACAAAACACGUCUUUAGCCCCAACCCCAACUGACGAAUAAAUAUUCUGAUUAUAAUAAAUAACAAUAGGCAAAAUGUAAAAACAUUUCUGAUUUUGGGAGGGGGGACCGAACAAAAAGGAAAUGCAUACUUCAAUAAUGUUACGCGUUUAUGCAGAUCUGAUACCUUAUAAAAUACAUUUUGAACA